This is a messenger RNA of Dipodomys spectabilis (banner-tailed kangaroo rat), 4936 nucleotides long. RefSeq names its product glycosylphosphatidylinositol specific phospholipase D1 (gene Gpld1). The transcript is spliced from 25 exons. NCBI's taxonomy places the organism in Eukaryota, Metazoa, Chordata, Mammalia, Rodentia, Heteromyidae. The record is from RefSeq and is a predicted model, not a curated record. Gene Ontology annotation, molecular function: GPI anchor phospholipase D activity. Gene Ontology annotation, cellular component: extracellular matrix; extracellular region. Bases 224 to 2746 code for a protein of 840 amino acids.
CAUUUGUUCCCUGCUCUCAGGCAGACAGUCUUGUUUGCUUUGUGGUGAAGCUAAACAGUAGUUGAGCAGUUGACUUCAUUGGAAAAUAUUAUUUCGAAAUUCAGCUUGCUUUCUCGUGCCAGUGAUCUGCAGAGAAGGGACCUGCGGAGUCUGUGCCUGGAGUUUGGAGUGCAGUGCUGCGUGGAGUGGUCCUGUCACCAGAGGAGCUGGAAGGAAUGACAACAUGCCUGCUUUCAGGCUGCGCUCUGGCCUGCUGCUUGUGCUGGCGUUUUUCUGUUCUACAAGUUCACCAUGUGGCCUGUCAACACACAUAGAAAUAGGACACAGAGCCCUGCAAUUUCUUCAUCUGGAAGAUGGGCGUGUUAACUACAGAAAGCUGCUGUUAGAACACCAGGAUGCCUAUCAGGCUGGGGCCGUCUUUCCUGACUCCUUCUACCCUGACAUCUGCAAGGGAGGAAAAUUCCAUGAUGUGUCAGAGAGGACUCAUUGGACUCCGUUUCUGAAUGCAAGCAUUCAUUAUAUCCGAGAGAACUACCCUCUUCCCUGGGAAAAGGACACAGAGAAACUGGUAGCUUUCUUGUUUGGAAUUACCUCUCACAUGGUGGCCGAUGUCAGCUGGCACAGCCUAGGUAUUGAACAGGGAUUUCUUAGGACGAUGGGAGUGAUUGAUUUCCACGGCUCCUAUUCUGAGGCCCAUACAGUGGGUGAUUUUGGAGGAGAUGUGAUGAGCCAGUUCCAGUUUAAUUUUAAUUACCUUGCAAGACGCUGGUACAUACCUAUCACAGAUCUACUGGGAAUUUAUAAGAAACUCUAUGGUCGAGAUGUCAUCACCAAGAAUGUCAUUGUUGAUUGUACACACCUUCAGUUCUUGGCAAUGUAUGGUGAGACAUUUGCUGUUUCCAAGUUGUAUUCCACGUACUCUACAAAGUCCCCAUUCCUGGUGGAACAGUUCCAAGAGUAUUUCCUUGGAGGCCUGGAUGAUAUGGCGUUUUGGUCCACUAACAUCUAUCGGCUAACUAGCUUCAUGUUAGAGAAUGGGACCAGUGACUGUAGCCUACCUGAAAACCCUCUGUUCAUUGCAUGUGGUGGCCAGCAGAACAACAGCCUCAGCACAAAAGGUCAGAAGAGUGACUUUCAUAGGAAUUUGACCAUAUCCUUAAGUAAAGAUAUUGGAAAAAAUGUAAACUACACUGGACGAGGAGUGUUCUUCAGUGUGGAUUCCUGGACCCCGGAUUCUGUAUCCUUUAUGUACCAGGCUCUGGAGCAGAAAUUACGGAUGAUGUUUUCAGGCAGCUCUCAGAAGACACUGAAGCAUGUCUCCAGCCCCUCAGCCUCUUACUUCUCCUCAGUUCCCUAUGCCAGGCUUGGUUGGGCGAUGGUCGCGGCGGAUCUCAAUCAAGAUGGCUACAGUGACCUCGUGGCAGGUGCACCAGGCUACAGCCAUCCCGGCCGCUUCCAGAUCGGGCGUGUCUACCUCAUCUAUGGCAAUGAACUGGGCCUGCCCCCCAUUGACCUGGACCUGGACAAGGAGGCCCAUGGGAUCCUGGAGGGCUUCCAGCCUUCAGGUCGGUUUGGCUCAGCCUUGGCUGUGUUGGACUUUAACAAGGAUGGGGUGCCUGACCUGGCCGUGGGAGCACCCUCCGUGGGCUCAGAGCAGCUCACAUACAAAGGUGCAGUGUAUGUCUACUAUGGAUCCAGACAAGGGAGACUGCCUUCUUCCCCGAACAUCACCAUCUCCUGUCAGGAUGUUUACUGCAACUUGGGCUGGACACUCCUGGCUGCAGACAUGAAUGGAGACAGUGAGCCAGACCUGGUGAUUGGCUCCCCUUUUGCACCAGGUGGAGGGAAGCAGAAAGGAAUUGUGGCUGCAUUUUAUUCUAGCCCCAGCCAGAGUGACAAAGAGACGCUGAGUGUGGCAGAGGCUGAUUGGCUGGUGAGAGGUGAGGAAGACUUCUCCUGGUUUGGAUACUCCCUUCACAGUGUCAUGGUGAACAACAGAACCUUGCUGCUAGUCGGAAGCCCAGUCUGGAAGAAUAUUACUAGGCUUGGCUAUUUAUUCCAUGGUGCUAGUGAGAAAAAAAGCCUUGGAAGGGUGUACGGCUACUUCCCACCAAAUUGCCAAAAGCAGUUUAUCAUUUCUGGAGACAAGGCAAUGGGAAAACUGGGCACGUCCCUGUCAAGUGGCCAUGUGAAGGUGAACGGGAUCCUGACACAAGUGCUGGUGGUUGGGGCCCCAACUCACGAUGAUGUGUCUAAAAUGGCAUUCCUGAAAAUGACCCUGCACCAAGGCGGAACUACUCGGCUUUAUGCACUAACACUGGACACGCAGCCCUCUCUGCUCAGCACCUUCAGUGGAGACCGUCGUUUCUCUCGCUUUGGUGGAGUUCUACACUUGAGUGAUCUGGAUAAUGAUGGCUUAGAUGAAAUCAUUAUGGCAGCCCCACUGAGGAUAACAGAUGUAACCUCUGGGCUGCUUGGAGGAGAAGAUGGAAGAGUGUAUGUAUACAAUGGCAAAGGGACCACCCUCGGAGACAUGACAGGAAAAUGCAAAUCUUGGAUAACUCCAUGUCCAGAGGAAAAGGCUCAAUAUGUACUAAUUUCUCCUGAAGCAAGGUCAAGGUUUGGGAGCUCUCUGAUCUCCGUGAGGUCAAAGAAAGAGAACCAAGUUGUCAUUGCUGCUGGAAGGAGUUCUUUGGGAGCACGGCUCUCAGGGACACUUCAUGUCUAUAGCCUCAGCCCAAACUGAAGACACUCCAUUUUCCUAUUCCCUCCCUCUCUCAUGGAGUCCUCUUCAGGGAGACUACUCUGGUGGGCAAGCUGGCAUAUCCAGUGGCUGACUUGUGGAAGAGACAUGCUCUAACAGCCAAAAUGUCUGCAAAUAUGGCAAUGUGCAUGACUGCACUAAAUGUAUGUAUUCAUUCCUCUUCCAAAUUUCACUUGUUUGCUUCUGCAUCUAAACCUUUGUUCUUUCCACUUGAACACCUAUGUGUGUCUCCCUGAGACCUGGAAAGGUUUCCUGUGGUUAUGUCUUAGACAAUCUUAUGUAGUUCCUUAAAGAAAACAAAAAAAGCUAACCACAAACAACCCCUUUUUGUUAUGGUGGCUGAUUGUAAAUGUCUCCCAGAGCUAAUAUGUUGAAAGCUUGGUCCCCAGCUAACAGUUGUUGGGAGGUGGUGGAAACUUAUGGGUGAGGCCCGGUUGGAGGAAGUUACAUUAGGACUCCAGGCUUUCCUUUCUUUUUGCUUCCUGACUGUCAUAAAGCAAGCAGCUUUUCUCUGCCAUGGCUUCUACCAUGAUGAACUGCUAAAUGACUAUGAACUGAAACUGUAAGGCAAAAUAAACAUUUCCUCUGUUAACUUUAUUAUCUCAGGUAUUUUGUCACAUUCAUAGUACACACAGAAGAAUUGAGGGAGGAGGGGAAAUAGUACAGAGGAAGAUAAGGGGGUGAGACCACCUCCCACUCUCAAAUCACUUGUGCUUUGGUUCUUUUAAUGAGGACUAUUGCAUUUUCCACAUGUUAUAUAAUAGACAAAUAUAACUAAAACUCAGCUACCUUUCUGUGCUCUCACAUGCUUAUGUAGAGAUAGCUGUUCUAACAAGCGAUGAACCUCAGGACUCUGCUAGUGUUAAGUCAUCUCUCCAGGGAACUUCGUUGAGCUACAUUGCCACAAGCUGUGCCAACAGAAGUAGGGAGGAGAGGAGUGGCCUGGGCCAGGGUUCUAUGAGGGACAAAAUGAGUAAGGGAAAAGGCUUUGGCAUCACUUGUCCUUGGGCUGUUUUAAAAUUUUCUGGCAUUAUUUAUGUAGAAAGUAACUAGUUUAGUGUCAGAAGAGAGAGCUUCUUCUCUAAUUGAUAAACUAGAGAACCAAUAUGAAAAGCAUGAUGAAAGUCUCUUUCUCAUCUUCUCUGGAGACAGAUUGGUAAAAAGUAGAAACUAAAGAAAAGCUACUGUGGUUGAGAGUGUAUGGUGAGGAAAGUGACAGGAAAAAAGGGCCAUACUUAGACCCAUCUGGACCACUUCCAGGACUAUCUUAGUUUUCUUAGAGGUUUUCUAGCUGCCUGGCUACCUUGUCAUUGCUAUAUAAUGUGUCGGUGCUUUGUUAUGAUUUUUUUUUAAUGUGGCACUAGGAACCCUGCAUGUGCUAGGCUAGCACUCUACCACUGAGCUAGAUCAAGUGUGUGUUUACGCUUUGCUAAAAUGAUAGGAUCAUUAUUGACCUCAAUGACUGAACAAACCAGAGAGCAGGUAAAGGUUAAAAAGUUAUAAAAAUUUACAUGGAAGCACAUUUUCAAACUUACUGUACAUUUACUCAUACUAUUGUCAUACUCAUACAUUGUCAAAAAUGAAGUAGAAUAUAUUCCUACUGUUUUAAGUCAACUUGCAUGGCAAAUGUAUAAGAACCUGGCAUAGAGAACAAAAAUACAUAGUAAAAGUCUAAUGUAUUAUCCUGGUAGGUAGACUGAAUUUAUUCCACUAAAUUAAAUAUAGUUCUAAGCAUGAACUCUGAAAUGUUUACUGACCUGCAAAAAAAAGGGUUUUCUCAUUCACAUCAAUCUAAGUUUCUUCAAGAGUAGCCGAGAUACCUUUAUUUCAAGAUAUUAAGACAUUUAUCUUUCUACUAUCUGUAUAUCCAACAACUUCCAAGAUGUCAAUGUUUUACACCUUUUUAAUCACAGACUUACGAGAUAAAAAUGAUGUGUAGUGAGCUAGGCAGCAGACCUCAGGUCUCUGAAGUCCUUAUUCCCAAUCUAUUAGAUGACCUCUGUGGCUAUUACUAAAAAAAGGAAAUCCUAAAUUCAAAAUGUGACUUUAGUAUUGCCAUUCAAAAUAAAAAUCUGUGCACACUAUUGGAAUAACUCACUCACCAAAAUAACUAUCUUUUUAAUAUGAAAUUUCUUAGACUAUUUUACAGUCUGUUUACAAAAAAUAUAUCAA